UGCUGAGAAGAAGACAGAAGGACGUGGGUCCUUCUAAUGUAACUAUGUGUGUCGGGUUAGUGAUACGCACCUCGAAGGAGAAAUUAAGACAGCACAUUGCCAUGUUAGUUCACACUUGCCAGUAUUUCAGCAUUUGUCAGGCAAUGGAAUGUUCAAGCGAAUUUUCCAUGAGGCUGACUUUAAAACAUUUCAUUUUAACCAUUAUGAUGAGAAGUCUUUCUAGAUCACUCCAUCAUUUGAUGGCCCAUGACUGAACCUCUCUUGGAUGUUUUCAGGGUCAUUAUUACGGGUGUUAAUGUUUGGUCUUCUGUUUUAAUACGUAGGCUCCCUUAGGGCCAUUGAAAUGUGAAGAAUCCUUCGUCUAUGAAGUGUCCCCACAUCAAAACUGCAUUGUGAGUGUUUAUAAUUUUGGCCUCUCUUACUGUGGCCUUAACUUGCAGGCCUGUCUGGAGCCCUCUUCUCUCCUUUCCCAGUUUGCAGAUGUGGCUGGGAAACUUGUUAGCAUCAAAUUGUUAAAAAGAAUGAGAUGGAUUUCAUAUGGGGCCAGUAGUCUUCCAUGAGCAAAGCUCAGCGUGAGGGCUUCGGACCCAUAUUUUGACUAUUCCGAGGUGCCCUUGCGCUUUUUGUUCUUUUUCUUUAUGUUCAAGGAGUUAUGUUUCCUGGUGAAUGAAGUAUCAGUAUAUCGUAGUAGAGAAUGAUUAGACCAGGUUCUGGAACACAGGAAACCUCAAGAAACAGUGAGUGUUGAGAAUGCCAGAGCUAAGAACUCAGACAUUUGUGAGGGAAUACAGGUCUUUCUGUUCAGAAUGCUCAUGUACUUAAGAAUCUUCUCGCCGGGCGCGGUGGCUCACGCCUGUCAUCCCAGCACUUUGGGAGGCUGAGGCGGGUGGAUCACCUGAGGUUAGGAGUUUGAGACCAGCCUGACCAACAUGGAGAAACCGUGUCUCUACUAAAAAUACAAAACUAGCUGGGUGUGGUGGUGCAUGCCUGUAAUCCCAGCUACUUGGGAGGCUGAGGCAGGAGAAUCGCUUGAAUCUGGGAGGUGGAGGUUGUGUGCCGAGAUGGCGCCACUGCACUCCAGCCUGGCAACAAGAGCGAAAACUCCGUCUCACACAAAAAAGAAAAAAAAGGGAAACAAAGGAAAACCAAUUCUGUGUCCUCGGAGGACCACAGCCCCGUUGGGCCCCAGGCGAAACCCAGCCUGGAGCUUGCAGGCAGGACGACUGUUCAGCACGCAGACCGCCGAGGACAAGGAGGAACCCCUGCACUCGAUUAUCAGCAGCACAGAGAGCGUGCAGGGUUCCACUUCCAAACAUGAGUUCCAGGCCGAGACAAAGAAGCUUUUGGACAUUGUUGCCCGGUCCCUGUACUCAGAAAAAGAGGUGUUUAUACGGGAGCUGAUCUCCAAUGCCAGCGAUGCCUUGGAAAAACUGCGUCACAAACUGGUGUCUGACGGCCAAGCACUGCCAGAAAUGGAGAUUCACUUGCAGACCAAUGCCGAGAAAGGCACCAUCACCAUCCAGGAUACUGGUAUCGGGAUGACACAGGAAGAGCUGGUGUCCAACCUGGGGACGAUUGCCAGAUCGGGGUCAAAGGCCUUCCUGGAUGCUCUGCAGAACCAGGCUGAGGCCAGCAGCAAGAUCAUCGGCCAGUUUGGAGUGGGUUUCUACUCAGCCUUCAUGGUGGCUGACAGAGUGGAGGUCUAUUCUCGCUCGGCAGCCCCGGGGAGCCCGGGUUACCAGUGGCUUUCAGAUGGCUCUGGAGUGUUUGAAAUCGCCGAAGCUUCGGGAGUUAGAACCGGGACAAAAAUCAUCAUCCACCUGAAAUCCGACUGCAAGGAGUUUGCCAGUGAGGCCCGGGUGCGAGAUGUGGUAACGAAGUACAGCAACUUCGUCAGCUUCCCUUUGUACUUGAACGGAAGGCGGAUGAACACCUUGCAGGCCAUCUGGAUGAUGGACCCCAAGGACGUCGGUGAAUGGCAACAUGAGGAGUUCUACCGCUACAUCGCGCAGGCUCACGACAAGCCCCGCUACACCCUGCACUAUAAGACGGACGCGCCGCUCAACAUCCGCAGCAUCUUCUACGUGCCCGACAUGAAACCGUCCAUGUUUGAUGUGAGCCGGGAGCUGGGCUCCAGCGUCGCACUGUACAGCCGCAAAGUCCUCAUCCAGACCAAGGCCACGGACAUCCUGCCCAAGUGGCUGCGCUUCAUCCGAGGUGUGGUGGACAGUGAGGACAUUCCCCUGAACCUCAGCCGGGAGCUGCUGCAGGAGAGCGCACUCAUCAGGAAACUCCGGGACGUUUUACAGCAGAGGCUGAUCAAAUUCUUCAUUGACCAGAGUAAAAAAGAUGCUGAGAAAUAUGCAAAGUUUUUUGAAGAUUACGGCCUGUUCAUGCGGGAGGGCAUUGUGACCGCCACCGAGCAGGAGGUCAAGGAGGACAUAGCAAAGCUGCUGCGCUACGAGUCCUCAGUGCUGCCCUCCGGGCAGCUAACCAGCCUCUCAGAAUAUGCCAGCCGCAUGCGGGCCGGCACCCGCAACAUCUACUACCUGUGCGCCCCCAACCGUCACCUGGCAGAGCACUCACCCUACUAUGAGGCCAUGAAGAAGAAAGACACAGAGGUUCUCUUCUGCUUUGAGCAGUUUGAUGAGCUCACCCUGCUGCACCUUCGUGAGUUUGACAAGAAGAAGCUGAUCUCUGUGGAGACGGACAUAGUCGUGGAUCACUACAAGGAGGAGAAGUUUGAGGACAGGUCCCCAGCCGCCGAGUGCCUAUCAGAGAAGGAGACGGAGGAGCUCAUGGCCUGGAUGAGAAAUGUGCUGGGGUCGCGUGUCACCAAUGUGAAGGUGACCCUCCGACUGGACACCCACCCUGCCAUGGUCACCGUGCUGGAGAUGGGGGCUGCCCGCCACUUCCUGCGCAUGCAGCAGCUGGCCAAGACCCAGGAGGAGCGCGCACAGCUCCUGCAGCCCACGCUGGAGAUCAAUCCCAGGCACGUGCUCAUCAAGAAGCUGAAUCAGCUGCGGGCAAGUGAGCCUGGCCUGGCUCAGCUGCUGGUGGAUCAGAUAUAUGAGAACGCCAUGAUUGCUGCUGGGCUUGUUGACGACCCUAGGGCCAUGGUGGGCCGCUUGAAUGAGCUGCUUGUCAAGGCCCUGGAGCGACACUGACAGCCAGGGGGCCAGAAGGACUGACACCACAGAUGACAGCCCCACCUCCUUGAGCUUUAUUUACCUAAAUUUAAAGGUAUUUCUUAACCUGA
Gorilla gorilla gorilla (western lowland gorilla) is the source of this 3259-nucleotide messenger RNA. RefSeq names its product TNF receptor associated protein 1 (gene TRAP1). Gene Ontology annotation, molecular function: ATP binding; ATP-dependent protein folding chaperone; ATP hydrolysis activity. The coding region runs from base 984 to 3167 and encodes 727 amino acids. Gene Ontology annotation, biological process: protein folding. Lineage: Eukaryota; Metazoa; Chordata; Mammalia; Primates; Hominidae. The record is from RefSeq and is a predicted model, not a curated record. The transcript has 18 exons.